Paramormyrops kingsleyae is the source of this 4921-nucleotide messenger RNA. The record is from RefSeq and is a predicted model, not a curated record. NCBI's taxonomy places the organism in Eukaryota, Metazoa, Chordata, Actinopteri, Osteoglossiformes, Mormyridae.
GUGCGGCAUGAGACGAGAUUUCAUAUCCUUUAAAAAAGGAACCCUUUCCAGGUUGCUCUUUGACUACUUUUUUAUUUUAUGUCUCUGCGGUCAGCAAGAUGCCCCGGCAGGUAAACAGUGAAAUGUUUGCUGAGGAAAAGUAACUUUAAGUGACCACUUUUCACAGGGGGAAGUCGUUUUGUGUGCCGCUGUCAGCUCUGAUUGAACUAUACUUGACGUUUUUACGUAUAUUUCUAGGUUCUUUUUGAGGAAAAAUCUGCUCUAAGUGCAUGCCUAUCUGUUUUAUACCCACGGGGAAUUAUUAUGGACAGCAGACACAGACCGGAUGGUACGAUCCCUUUCGGACGGUGUUAGCGACUUUGCGGUGUGCGCCACCUCCUGACUCACUGCACGCGCACUGGGAGUAACAGUGGAUGCUCGCGUUCUCCGAAGGCUUCCCAGGUUAUCCCUACUUGAAUGCCUUUCCCAGGAUUUUGUUGGCUUCUGUGCUGCAGGCAAGGGUUCAGUUUACUUGGGAGAGACUAUGGGGAAAAAGAAGAGGAAGAAUCCUUUGAGUUGCGCAGCAAGGACGAGCUAGCGUGCAGCGUACGGGGCCCUCUGGAGGUGACAUUUACUCAGCCUGUGCGCGCAGCCAAUGGGACGAAUGGCCGGUCAGAUGUUCAAGAGGAGAUGUUAAGUCUGAUCAUCGAGAAGUGCAAGAUGGGCCUGGAGAAUGAUCCGGAGCAGGUUGUCAAAGGCUGGCUGUACCGGGAGGCACCGGGGAGCUGGAUCAGGCAGCGCCGGCACUGGUUCGUCCUGACCCACGACUCGCUGGACUGCUACAGCAGCUCGGAGAAGGGUGCCCGCCGGCUCGGCACCCUGGUCCUCACCAGCCUCUGCUCCGUCGCCUGGCCCGACAAGCAGACGUACAAGGAAACGGGUGAGGGCCGCCAAUGCACGUGGCUGGAAUGUUCUCCGGCGCCGUUUCUUUGGGCCGGGAUUGUGGAGGGCACGUGGGCCGGUCUCCGGAGGGGCAUGGGGGAAGCCCAAUUCCUUUGGACUUCUGAAACAGUGACCUCAACCCUAUUUGUGUCACAGAAAGCCAGUUUGGCUCCUGCCGUGUGUGCAUCAUGGCAGUAUGUUCGUAAGUACGACUUGUCCGAAGGUUGGACGCUCUGCCCCUCUUCUUUUGACUUCUCGUCGAACCCUCUGCCCACACAGGAGAACAGGUUCAACCUGGAGGUGGUGGAGCACAUUUACAAGCACAAUCCCAUCCUGAGUUACACCCAGAGCCCCCUCUACGCCCCGCUGCUCCCCUUCCCCUACGGCAGCUCGGACCACGUCCAACACGCCGGCAAGGGCUACGGCACAGUGCGCGAAGAGGCCGUGCGCCUCUUCAACUGCCUUCAGCAGCUGGAGACGGCGGCCGAGGCCGUGCCUCUUAUCCAGGGCGUGCUGCAGACGUGCCUGGACCUGCGGCCGCUGCGGGACGAGGUCUACUGCCAGCUGGUGAAGCAGACCAGUGGGGCGGCCUGCGCCUGCGUGCCCCGCCAGCUGCGCUACUGGCAGCUGCUGACCUGCAUGAGCUGCACCUUCCUGCCGGGACCAGCCGUGCUGAAGUACCUGCGAUUCCACCUUAAAAGGGUUCGGAACCAGAAUCCGAACACAGAGAUGGACAAUUACGCGUCCUUCAUCUGGGAGGCAUUGCAGAAGACGCGCUGCCGGGAGUGCGUGCCGUCCUGGGAGGAGAUCCAGGUGCUGAUGGCUCGCCGGGAGAUUCUGUGUCUGGUUCACUAUCCCGGUCCCGGGUCCUGCAGGGUGCCCAUCACCUCCCACACCACAGCGGACGAGCUGGUGAAGAUGGUCUCGGAGAAGUUGGGCAUGCAGGACAGCCGAAACACCUUCGCCCUGUUCGAGCAGAACGCCCACCAGGAGCGAGCCGUCAGCGGCAGCACCAUCAUCGCCGAUAUCCUGACCAGGUUUGAAAACCUCGCCGCUAAAGAUCCAGACCCGGAAAGCCAGUGGAGACUCUCUUUCAAGCUCUACUGUCUCCUGGAUGCUGACAGCAUUUCCGUCGACAGCAUCGAGUACAUAUUCCUAUUCGAGCAGUGCCAUGAGAUGAUGGUGCGAGGUCAGCUCCCUGCCUCCGAGGAGGAUCUGCAGGACCUGGCAGCCCUACGCUUACAGUGCCUCAUGGGGGACUUCAGCACCCACUCGCCCUGCCCGCCACUGGACGAAGUCUUCCCCGGCAACGUGGUGGAGGCCCGGGUCCUGCUGGCCCUCAAGCCCCCCCCAGGCACCCCGUCUACAGGCCCCAACCUGCCUAUGGGCUGUCCGCAGAGGUUUGCUGGCGGCUUCCUGGCGGGGGCGCUGUGGAGCCACACGGCGGCCCACAAGCAGAGGGUGGAGCAGGACCUGCGGCUGCACGGUCGGCUGAAAGAGGAAGGGGCGGCCGUGAUGGGCGCCAUCGUGGAGCGCUGGAAGGGAUUGGCGGGCUACAGCAGGCGGGAGAGCAUAGCGGCCUACCUUACCAUCGCAAGGCAGUGGUCGGGCUUUGGUUGUACCCUCUAUGAGGUGGACUUCUACAUCAGCUCCACUGGCAGCUUCUCACAGAAACUAUGGCUGGGGGUGGCGGCCAAGUGCAUCUCGCUGUACAGGCAGGGGGAGGCCGAAGCCUUGGAGUCCUUCCCCUACGGUCAGAUCUGCUCCUAUGGAGUGUUCGACAGCAAUACCUUCAAGAUCACCGCUGGUGACCGGGAUCUGCUCUUCGAAACCAGCAAGCUGACGGAGAUCAUGCAGCUCAUGAACGCCUACCUCAGCGCUGCGCAGCGAUACCAGGCACCCACCAGCAACGCGGACACCGAUAGGGGCUUCUGUAUCUCUCCGGCCAGCAGAGAGGAGUCCUUGACCUUUUAACUUUCACGCCUCCUGGACCUUUGGCCACGUGCGCCGAGAUGAGCAGACCGAGAAGGUGAAGUGCAGGGGCCGUCUGCAGGGCAGAACUUCAGCAUCGGUCCUGCUUCGUUGUGGAGGGCGGGGGAUGGUGCCGGUGCUCUGCUCCACUUGGCACUUGGCCCCCGGCUUUGUAAGUCGUAAAGGGAUGGGGAAGAAAAACUUGACUUUUUAGCUCCAGGCUCCAAUUUCCUCUAGCUGUGGAUGCGUCAACCCGCCAGAAUUUACACAUACACAUGCCGGAUUUAAUAAGUCAUCCUGCUUUCUUCGACGGGACUAAAGAGACUUUUCCAGUAGUCUAGUCUACUGGCGUGGGUUGAAAGGAAGAAAUUAUUCCUUUGGAACCAGAAUAUAUGGCUAAUAUUGCUUCAGGAAAGGGUGUGAAUACCAAAGGAUAUAUUCUUUAUUUUCCCAAAGCUUAACGUCCCCUCACCUACGCUGCUCAUCAGAAGCUCUGUGAAGAUCUACAUCUUGACCGCAGACCGUGGUCAGGAGUAAACGCUGUGUCCAUUUCCGGUCUGCUGUCAAACUUGGUGUCAUUGUUUAGGACUUCUUCAAAUCUGCACUGCCCCUGAACAUACAUCCCAGGCUUGAAUAGCACUGGUUCAGAAUCGACCUAUCAGAGGAAUGUUGUACCACCUACAUGUAAAGAUCCCUAUAACUGUACCUAUGCCCUUCAACACAAAAAACCUUAAUCUUCUGAAUAGCUUCCCUUUUAAAAAAUACUUUAUUUAAGGAAAACGGUGCCAUUCUGUGACGUUAAUUUUAUUUUUACCUUUUAAUAAAAAGUUUUGAUAAUAAUUGAUUUUGUACUUCUUACUUAAGAACCUCUCAUGCAAACCUCGAUUAGUUUCAGUUUAUCCACAGCUUUCCGGGAUUCAAGCAUGGUGCAGUUUUGGGUGCUGUUUUCCUUGGGAUGGUUCAGGAACAGUCACUCCUGCCAUUUUCCAGUCUCCGGGUGACAAACUGAAAAUGCACCCUUUGCCUUCACAUACAUCAGGUUAAUACCGGGGACCAAGGAGAGACAAGAUUUGUAGCUUCAGUGACAUCACUGGACAUUUGGUGCCUUGCUUAGUUAAACCCCUCCCCUUACCUAAAGUAUCCAUCUCACACAGAAAUGAUUCAGGUUUCCUUCAACCUUUGUUUUGGCUCAUGGGAGUUUUACUUACACAAAAAAUGUUCUGAGGGCAGACAGAAAAAUGAUUGGUUGAGAGACAUUGGUUGUACAAUAAGAUUGUAGAGGUGUGACUAAGCAACUAUAGGAGGCAGGACCAAGAUAUCUGAUUGGUUGUUUGCACUUCCUCUAGUUGCUUGGACCCCUCCUCCUCAACUAUCUGAUUGGUUCAGAGAGAUAACUAAUCAGUUUUCCCUCUGCCCUUAGAACAUUUUUGUGUCAGUAAAACUCUCAUGGGCUUUAUUUUGUCCUCGCUUUCAUUUGAGAAAUAGCGAAUGACACUCCAGUUUAUGGCAGAGCACAGCACUGGCCAGAUAUAGCCCCAUCUCACCCACCCUCUCAAUUCAGCCGUUAAAAGCCCGCAUACCCUUCGGCCGAAACCCGGCCUCCGUACCAAAUCCUUCCCUGGCAGGAAGUCAGAAAGCAAACACGUUCCUCAGUCAUGCUCCAAGUUUAUGCCUCCUACUGCACUGUUUCCCAGCCUAAUCUUCAAGGACCCUCAGACAGUCCAUGUUUUUGCUCCCUCCCAGCUCCUAGCAAAAUAUGGACUGCUUGGCAGGGAGCAAAAACGUGCACUGUCUGGGGGUCCCCGAUGAUCAGGUUGGGAAACACUGUGCUACAGCUGCAGGCAGCUCCUCUUAUGAAAGCCAUAUUUUUUUAAACUGUAUGACAGGAGGACAGCUAGCUUUGUCUGUAACUUUGUAUGCUGUUUGUAUGCCGCACGGUACUUCUGUAGAUGUAUGCUGUUUAUACAUGUGACUUGGAUGUGCAAUAAUGCGAGAUUAGUAUGUAUUUAAUAAAGCAACACUAUUCAUA